CUACCAACGGCUCUUUGCUGCGUCUGACAUGGUCACCCAUUUGCCCCGAGUGUGCGGUGUGGCAAAUGUGUGUUUGCCCAUAUCGAGGGCAGCCUAACACGUUACCCUAGCCACCGGCUCAUAGUAACCCGGGCGGACGAGUUGCGGGCGUGUAAACAAACUAUUAAAGUCUCAGCAAGCGGAGGCAACACCAGUUCAGUUCGUGUUGUUCCAUCGGUGUGACGAGUGGUUUGCAGUGACGUUGUUUGUGUGUGUGCAUCUCACACUCGGUGUCUAAAAUGGCCAACAAAGCGGCCGUAACGUUCGAGAAGCCCCUGCAGCAUCUCAGCCUAGCCGAUUGGCACUCCCGGCUGACGCAGCUGAAGAACGUCGCCUACACGCAGCGCUCGGACGCGUUCGAGCUGCGCCAUUCGGCACGCAAUCUGCGGAACGAAACCCGCAUCCAGACGCACUGGGACACGUACCACAACAAUGACCGGCUGUCGGAUCGGGUCGCCGAGCUGGACCGCUGGCGGGAGAAGAUGCGCAUCAUGCUGGGGCGCGUGGUAGACGAAAUCCAGGCGCUGCGGGAGGAAAAGUCCAGCACCGAGCGCGACCUGGACGGGCACAUUACGCCGCUGACGGUGGUGACGGAGUGCAUCGGGAUGCGGGACUGCCGGCUCGGGUCGGAGCUAACGUACGACGAGGGCGACACCGAGCUGAAGAACGAGCUGUGCAUCGUGGAGAACAAUCAGCGGCUGCUGCGCGACCAAAACCAGGCCGCCUGGGAGCAGCUGAACCGGCUGCAGGAGGUCAAGUUCAAGCUCGAGCUCGAUCUGACCGAUAAGGACGAGGCGCAGGCGAUCGAUGCGCACCAGCUGCAGGUGGACCAGCACUGCGGGGACGUGUCGUUCAAGACGGAUCCGACGCGGGUCCCGCGCGACUCCUGUACGUACGGCAACUGGCUGGAGUACUGCGAGGAGCUGGUGGCGCUCACCGAGAACACGCUGGCCGAUUCCUUCUCCAUCCGCGAGUCGCUGUUUGCGACGCGUGAGAAAGCGCGCAACAUUCUGCGCGCCCAGCAGGACCGCACGGCCCAUACGCUGCGCAAGCGAAUCUUCGAAACGCAGCGCGCCCGGAACGAGCUCGAGUAUCAGCUCGGCAAGAUGAAGGAAGAGAUGGCCAAAUGUCUUCAGGAGAUCGAAACGCUCGAGCGAGCGCACGACCAAAAGACGGAAGCGCUCAAGGUGGUGGAAACGCGCCUGGAAAACCGUGCCCAGCGCUCCGGCAUGGAGCUGUGCAUCGACGAGUCGUACCACGGGCUGUGCGACGAGGUGCAGAAGCUGCGCGACACGAUCAAAACGCUGCGCGCCAAGAUCGACGCCACCAAGACGACGUACAACUCGCUGCGGGAUCACGCGAACAAGAUCGAUCAGGAUCUGCAGAAUAAGCAGCACUCGCUGAUGACCGACAUCCGGGCGCUGGAUCUGCGCGGCCGGCUCAAGACGGGCGAGUUUGGCGGGCUGCCGACGCAAACCGACCGCAACAUCCAUCUGUCCCGCGUGGAGGACGAAAUUCCCAAGACAUAAAUGGUGUCCCCCUAGGGGCUCGAAAACACCAGCCAGCUCACCCCAUCCCCCCCCCCCCCGCCCCCCCCCCCCCCCCCCCCCCCCCCCC
Molecule: messenger RNA, 1656 nt
Organism: Anopheles coluzzii
Lineage: Eukaryota; Metazoa; Arthropoda; Insecta; Diptera; Culicidae
Product: tektin-2
Exons: 3
Coding region: 279-1568 (429 amino acids)
Biological process (GO): cilium movement involved in cell motility; cilium assembly
Cellular component (GO): microtubule cytoskeleton; nucleus
Source: RefSeq, a predicted model, not a curated record